AUGUCUUCUCUUCCAGAUCGUUUCUAUAUUAUUCUUAACGGCCUCCACAUAGUUAAACCAGAUCACGACCCUGACAAAAGAAGAACAGCUUCAGUGGGAGGUGUAUUUCUCAUUACACCUACCAUUUUCGAACUCCAAGGUGAUCGUCUCAUCAGCGGCGAUAGAGCUCUGGGUCGCUUCCCAGCUGAACGCCCUGGAAUGGGUCCCCAGGUGCUUGUUUGGUUUAGAAAGGAAGACGCCCAUUCCUCUCACCCUCUUCUAGUCAAAGCAAGGGACAGCAAGCCUGAGUCGAGAUUCACAGUAUCGCCUCUUGACAGAGAAGGAUGUCCUAUGUCUCUAUGCGAUGAUCAAGUUGCCUGUUGGACUGAGAAUGAAACGGCUCUAGAAGUGAAUGUUGAGAUCGUGCCUGUUGAUGAGUAA
Messenger RNA from Fusarium coffeatum, 420 nucleotides. RefSeq lists its product as uncharacterized. NCBI's taxonomy places the organism in Eukaryota, Fungi, Ascomycota, Sordariomycetes, Hypocreales, Nectriaceae. The transcript is spliced from 3 exons. The coding region runs from base 1 to 420 and encodes 139 amino acids. The record is from RefSeq and is a predicted model, not a curated record.